CGGACUCCCUGUCGGAAAUCUAACAGACCGGGAAAACACUGAUUCAAUGUAGUGGAUGCCUGUCAGUGAUAUAAACAACAUGCAUUGAUCUCAUAUCGCUCAAUAGGGGCCAAUGAAUCAAUAAGGAGUGGAUCUGACAGACUGUCAGUAUGGCAGAGGGGUUUUUAAUGGAGGUGUGUGUGGACUCCGUGGAGUCGGCUAUCAAUGCUGAGAGAGGAGGUGCUGGUCGACUUGAACUAUGUACAAGUCUCCUGGAGGGAGGGCUCACUCCCAGCUUAGGUCUGCUGCAGGUAGUGAAGCAGUAUGUCAAGAUCCCAGUCUAUGUGAUGAUACGGCCCCGUGGUGGGGACUUCCUGUACUCGGACCAGGAAGUGGAAGUGAUGAGGAAGGACAUAGAGCUGCUGAAGAGCCAUGGGGCUGAUGGACUUGUGCUGGGAGCCCUGACGGAGGAUGGACGGGUGGAUUCAGAGCUCUGUAUGGAGUUUCUGGCUGCUGCUCGCCCUCUACCUGUCACCUUCCACCGUGCUUUCGACAUGGUUCAUGACCCAGCCGUUGCUCUGGAGACUCUGGUUUCAUUAGGCUUUCAGCGCGUGCUAACAAGCGGCUGCGACGUAUCUUCGUUGGAGGGACUGCCUGUCAUUAAACGGCUCAUAGAACAAGCCAAAGGGAGAAUUGCCAUCAUGCCAGGGGGAGGUAUCACAGAGAGAAACCUGCAGAGAAUUUUAGAGGGGUCGGGGGCUCAAGAGUUUCACUGCUCAGCCCGCUCCAGUAAGGACUCUGCCAUGAAGUUCAGAAACACCUGUGUGACGAUGGGUGCCUCCUUCUCAGCGCCUGAGUACGGCCUGAAGGUGGCAGAUGUGUGCAAAGUCCGGACCCUAAAUGCAAUAGCCAGGAACACAUUGUGAAUGGGUACUGCACAGUCACGAUAGAUAGGAAACAGAUACCUCAAAUGUGAUUAUUAGUGAUUAUACUUACAGGUGAUCAAUUUCACUGAAGCCCUGAUUAAGAAGACGUUUCAGGGGUCUGUUUUUCUCCUUUUUUAAAUUACUGAUUAAACAGUCUUUUGUAACUUUAUUGAAGUAUCUCUCAGUGGAGAGCAGUGGAUCAUUUCUGUUUUUCAGUGUACACUUGUAUAUGGCCUCUGAAAAAGUGUAUAAAAAGAUAUCAUUUGAAAAUUUGACACUUUUAUUAUUCUCCUGAAAACAAGGAAGAGCACUGAUCAGUGCUGCGGCUCAUUUCAGAAGUGUAUCUUUACCCUUUGCCAUGAAGUGUCAAAUAUUUACAACACUCCUUGUUUAUAGCAGCGGAUCACACUAAGCUGUGACAUUUUUUUUUUAAACUUAGAUGGAAAAGUUAUGACUUGAAUACGUUUUCUCAGAAAUGAACUGAAAUCAAAGAAUAAAUAAAUAAAUAAGUUAGUGCUCUUU
Messenger RNA from Notolabrus celidotus (New Zealand spotty), 1427 nucleotides. RefSeq names its product cutC copper transporter homolog (E. coli) (gene cutc). NCBI's taxonomy places the organism in Eukaryota, Metazoa, Chordata, Actinopteri, Labriformes, Labridae. The transcript is spliced from 9 exons. Gene Ontology annotation, molecular function: copper ion binding. The record is from RefSeq and is a predicted model, not a curated record. The coding region runs from base 150 to 905 and encodes 251 amino acids.